Messenger RNA from Diabrotica virgifera virgifera (western corn rootworm), 3231 nucleotides. Its product is annotated as serine/arginine repetitive matrix protein 1. NCBI's taxonomy places the organism in Eukaryota, Metazoa, Arthropoda, Insecta, Coleoptera, Chrysomelidae. Bases 130 to 2916 code for a protein of 928 amino acids. The transcript has 6 exons. The record is from RefSeq and is a predicted model, not a curated record.
UGUUGACAGGCCAAAGCAAAAGUAAAGGAAAGAGAGAUUUAUUUUUAAGCGUAGCCAUAUUUGUUUGUCUCUACUAUUUCAAGAUUCUCAAGUUGCUUUGUAUGCUAAUCAGAUAUAUAUUUGUCUAAAAUGAACAUUAAUAUGGUUCCAGCUUCAGAUGAGGAUGAUGAUAUAGAAAGUCUUAGGAGAGCAGCUUUGCACUCAUUAAAGAAAAAGCAUACAUUUUCAGGCACACAACAUGGAUUUUAUUACCCGAAUUUUCGAGGUGGAAGAAGGGGAUCAAAAAGUGGCAAUUUUAAUGGGGUUAGAAAUACUAAUUUGAUAUCCCUGACUCACAUUCAACCUGUCUCAGAGGCAAACAAUGAAUCUCCUACUAAAGAAGUAACUGUUGAAGAUGGUUCCAGUAAAUUUAAUAGGUAUAAUAAAUCUGAUAGAUCAGGCAGUGAAUCUGAAGACGACCCCCUAGUUGGAAUUAAUUCAGCAGCCAAUGAGAAAAAAUCUGAGAGUUUAGAUGAACUCAUGCAAGAGUUAGAUAGUCAAAUUGUUGGUGAACCUAAUGUAACCAGAGAUCUUAUCAGGAUUAGAUCAGAUCAGGAUCUCUUAGAAAAGACAAACAAAGAGGGAGACCAACCAGAACAAUCUCAGCCCCAAGCAAUUACAGUUGUAAAUAUGAACAAAACUAACCCUAUUAUUAUUAGCCCAGGUCUAGAAAUACCAGGGUUAGGACAACAUUUUUCAAACCCUGCACCACCUGGAACUAUGAGAAAACGUCCUAGGUCAAGAUCGCCGUUUAGAGGAAAUCGUUUCCGUAAAAGACAACCCAAAUUUUUUCCAUCACCUAUGGUACCGCCUCAGCCUAUGAUGCCUUUUAUACCCCCAGAACAUUUUCAGCAACCAUUAUUACCGUUUAUUCCACCCGUACCAGAACCAAUAUUUAUACCUCAAGGAUUUAACAUGAUCCCACAACCUGCUCCUCAUCCUUAUUUUGAGAGACCAUUAUCACCUCUAGCCAUUAACACGGAAUCUCUGACUACAGCCACAAUGGCGCCUUUAUCUCCUAGAAGUGCGGCUUUCGUUAUGAAGAAUAAAGCGAUAGUUGAAAAAAGGCGACGAUCUCCUAGAAGGUCAUUUUCUAGAAGCCCUUCUCGCAGUUUAUCUCGUAGCCCAAGAAGAUCAUUGUCACCAAGAAGACGAUCAGUGACACCUCCUCUUAGACGAUUUAGAAGAUCUAUCUCUCCAAGACGAUUUUCAAGAUCGCCGCCAAGAAGAUUUUCACCUCAAAGGAAAAGAUCUCUGUCACCAGCUAAACGACGAUCUAAUUCUCCAAAAAGAAAAGCCACAGAGAAUCCUCCACCACAAAAUAAACCACCUGUACACAAUAGACUGGGUAAUAAAUCUGACAAGCCAGAAGAAAAGAAGGAAAUAUCAAGUGAAAAAGAAGCACCUGCAGAAAUUAAAGAAGAAGAAAUUUUGGAUCCUGUACUUGCAGCGAGAAAGAAGAAGUUUGAAACUAACGAGAUUAAGAAGAAAGAAGGAAUUAUUAGGUUAAAACCAAAGGAGGACAAACCGAAAGAUGAGGAAGACUAUUUACUAGAAGAAAGUGAUGAAGAAAUUAAAGAUCCAAAAGAAGAUAAUCUAGAAAUAAAUUUACAAAAAGAAGAUAAGCUGGACAAUAUUUCAAAAGAGCGAAAGCCAGAAGUAGCAAAAAAGCUAAAAGAAGACAAGCCGGGGGUAAUAAAAAAACCAGAAAUAAAGAAAACAAUAACACCUACAACUAGUAGUGUACAAAAAAAACCAACUACAAGUAAUAGUAAAACAACAAACACUACACCAACAACAAAACCAACUACUACUUCUACUACUUCAAAGUCAGCCCAAACAGAGUCUACUGUUUCUAAACCUAAUAAAACAGAAGUUAAAAAAACAGAAGAAAAACCUAAAGAUCCUGUAGUGUCGCCAAAGAAAAUUAUAGAAGAUGAUCCUGAUGAAUUUAAAGAACUAGAAAGGCUUCUUUUCGAUGAUACUGUUAUAGAUGAAAUAUUAGAUCAUAAAGUAGAAGAUAUAUUUUCAGACGAAGAAUCUGCCAGUGAUAAUGAAGGUAGGUUCAAAGCGAAGGAGAAGCAAGGGGAGAAGAAAGUGCCAGUGCUUUCAUUUAGCAAAUUAGUAAAUGGCACUAAACCAGAAAUAAAGGCCGAACCAUUACCGGAUUCUUCAAAAUCUUCAAGUAGUAGAUACCAAAGCAGGUAUGCCGAUAGGAGACCCAGGACACAACCAACUCCAAAGCCACCAUCUAGAAUUGAAGUACAGAAAGAAAAGGAAAAGAAAGAGAAGAUAACUGCUCCUCCUGCUGAACAAAAACCCGCUAGACAAAAAAUAACAUUAUUGACAGAAAAGAAAACACCUCGUCCGAUAAAACAGGAUCGCAAAAUCGAGAUUAAGAUAAAGAAUCCGUCAAAAUAUGAAAAGGGCUCCAAACCAAAAUCUAAAGCAGAAUCUAGUGUACCAAUUCAGAAAAUUAUUGUUCCUAUUCGAGAUGACUCUGAUGACAGCUCAGACGAUGAAGAAGUUAUUAUAGAAUCAGACGAGAGCUCUAUAGAUGACAGAGAUGAUGAUAUUUCUGACGAAGAGACAGUGAGAGGAGGUGACCUCAGAGCUCAGCUAAGUAGAAAAAGAGCUGAAAAACUGAAACUUCCAUCAUCUGCUGAGGUUUCAAGUAGGCUUUUGCAGUAUGCCUUACGAGGUGCGAUUUUUAAGAAGGCAAAGAAAAAAUCAAAGAAGAAGAGUUUAUCCAGCAGCGAUUCAAAAUUACCGAUCCAUUACAGACUUGGCCUAUCCAGUCCUCAGGAUUUCCUCGAAGAUUUUCAAGUGAAGAAAAAGAAAAAGCGAAAGAACCGCCAUUUACUCGAGCAGGUAUAACAACCUCUCAUCUUGCUGCGCCCUCAUCUAUUUCUGGAAGAAACCUCAACUCUCGAGUGAUUUACAGACUGUUCAUGUACUAUAUAUUAUAGUGUUACAUAUAAUUAUUGGAUUUAUUAUGUAUUGUAGGAUUUACAUGAUUUAAACGCAAUUCUUUAUACUGCUUAGUUAAUUAUAGGUUGUUUUGUUAGACACAAUUCCUAGCUGUAAGCUUUAAAUAUUGCAGUUUCUUGGAAAACUGUUGAUGUAUCACCAGAAAAAAAAACAAAAAUAUAAAUUUAAGUUUAAAGUGUAAUAUACGUGUUUUAUAUUAUA